AUGAGGCGCUUCUCCACGGCCGUCACCAUCACCGACCCGCUGGUCAAGUAUCAGAGCCUGCUGUCCGCCGGCGUCUACUGCCCGGACCCGGCCCAGCACCGCCUCGCCCGCCACCUGCGCAAGGUCUACCUCCGGAUCAAGGAUUACUCCCCGCAGCGCGAGUACCAGCAGCGGCUGUCGCAGGCCGCGCGCCUCACCGAGUCGUCGCGCCCGGGUGAGGGGUCGGACAACAUCCUCGCCGUGCCGAGUCACGCGAUCUGGCGCAACCCGCUCUUCAAGCACCUGCUCCCGAAUGCGGAGACGCGGGACAGCGUCGCCCUGACGCGCGUGCUGCAAAACCACGAGCUGGCGAUUGAAAUCGACUCGCCAAAGGGUCUCUUUCUCUCGGGCGAAGUAGGCACCGGCAAGUCCAUGCUGCUGGACCUGCUGGCCGACGGACUUCCUCACCAGCGGAAAAAGCGCUGGCACUUCAACACAUUCAUGUUGUACACCUUUGCACAGCUCGAAAAGUACCGCUCAGCAAACCAGCAAAGUGCAUUGAGACGCCGCAAUGAAGAGCAUUCGCUGCUGUGGAUGGCCAAGAAGCUGGUCGACGAGUCGCCCAUUCUCUUCUUGGAUGAGUUUCAGCUUCCUGAUCGCGCCGCCAGCAAAAUUCUCAGCCACUUAUUCAUUGCCUUUUUUCAGCUUGGCGGCGUGCUGAUUGCCUCGUCCAAUCGAGUACCCGAAGACUUGGAAAAAGCUACGGGUGUCGAUUACACAAAUGCCCCGCGCCUAGGCAUCAUGCGCAAAUUCUUUGGAGGCGGUCGUGCUGGCAGCGAGUUGUACGGCCAAGCUAGUGAUUUCUCUAAGCUCCUGGAAGUUCUCAAGGCUAGAUGUGACUUUUGGCAAAUGGAAGGCGUUCAAGACUGGCGGCGGCGUGAAGAUACCGGGCUGCAACUCGAAGAGGCAGCGGGGAACUUGCGUGAUCUGACUGGGUCAGUCGCAGCAAAAGAAGACGACGCUCCAAAGUCGGCCGACAGACCGCCAAGUUACUUUAUCAGCGGCCAAGGGGAUGAGAACUGGCCUGACUAUAUAAAAGAAAAGGCGUUUGGAAGCAGUCCUGACAACAAGUGGACGUCAGAAACCAUUGUUGUCUAUGGCCGCACAGUAGUCAUCCCGCAGCACCACAAGGGCACCGUCUUUUGGGAUUUUGAGCAGCUAGUCGGCACCUUUGGUCCAGCAGACUAUAUUACGAUGGCGUCAUCAUACCACACAUUCAUCAUUGAUAACGUGCCCGCCCUGUCCAUUCUGCAGAAGAACGAGGCACGCCGCUUCAUCACCUUUCUCGACGCCCUCUACGAAGCCCGCUGUAAGCUCGUCGUCCGCGCCGAGCGGUCCCCCGACCAUCUCUUCUUCCCCGAGCCGACCAAGAAGCCGACCAGCGCAUCCGGCGACACCGCCGAGGACGGCGACGCCACCUACUCGGAGACCAUUGCCGAGGUGUACCAGGACCAGAUGGCGCCGUUCCGCCCCAACAUUGCCUACUACGACACCAAGAGCGCCACGGCGCGGUACGACCCAGACCAGGACUCGGACUUUGGGCUCGAAAAGCAGCAGCAGCAGAAGCAGAGCGGGGUCAACUUUGGCAACAUCGGCGCGUUUACUGGCGAGGACGAGCGCUUCGCGUACAAGCGCGCCGCGUCGCGCCUGUGGGAGCUGUGCAGCGCGCGCUGGCACGCCCGCACGGGGUGCUGGUGGCAGCCGCUGCCGCUCGAGGCGCGGCACUGGGAAGGCGGCGUGCCAGCGCAGCGGCCGCUGGACGGACCCGUGUUGGGCGGGAAGCAGCCCACGGGGGAAAGCAUGGGCGCGAGCGUCGACGCCGACGAGGUGGCGGGAUUGUCGCGCUACAGGAUCGAACAUAUGAAGCAGAGCGGGGACCCGGAGCACAGAUAG
Cordyceps militaris CM01 is the source of this 1932-nucleotide messenger RNA. RefSeq names its product mitochondrial ATPase (Afg1). NCBI's taxonomy places the organism in Eukaryota, Fungi, Ascomycota, Sordariomycetes, Hypocreales, Cordycipitaceae. Gene Ontology annotation, cellular component: cytoplasm; mitochondrion. The transcript has a single exon. Gene Ontology annotation, molecular function: ATP binding; ATP hydrolysis activity. The record is from RefSeq and is a predicted model, not a curated record. Bases 1 to 1932 code for a protein of 643 amino acids.